Messenger RNA from Ophidiomyces ophidiicola, 1623 nucleotides. RefSeq lists its product as uncharacterized. NCBI's taxonomy places the organism in Eukaryota, Fungi, Ascomycota, Eurotiomycetes, Onygenales, Onygenaceae. The coding region runs from base 1 to 1623 and encodes 540 amino acids. The transcript has 5 exons. The record is from RefSeq and is a predicted model, not a curated record.
AUGGGUAUCGCUCCGUCUGUUGCCAUACCGCAGGGGACUGUGGUUGGCACUGUCAUGGCUGAUGCCGCUUUGCGCCGUCCUGUGGACGCUUUCCUUGGAGUACCGUAUGGCCAGGCGCCAAUCGGCGAAGGGAGAUUCAAGCGUGCGCUGCCCGUGAACCCGUCAAACGCGACCAUCGAUGCUUCAAAACACGGGAAAAGAUGCGCUGCCGGGCCUCUGACUAUGCCUGCAACCGACUGGGGUGAAGACUGCUUGAAUUUGAAUCUUUUUCGCCCCAAAGAUAUGCCUCCAAACAGUAAAUUGCCCGUCGCCAUAUACCUCCAUGGUGGCGCUUUCAAUGGCGGUGCUGGCAAAUCGCAUAAUUCCGCAAAUAUGCUCUCUUGGUCGGAAGAACCUUUUAUCAUUGUGAAUUUUAAUUAUCGACUUGGUGCACUCGGCUUCCUCCCAUCGGCCAUCAUGGCAAAAGAAAAGCAGCUGAAUCUGGGCCUGCACGACCAAAUAUUACUAUUGGAGUGGGUCCAAAAUAAUAUUGGAGCUUUUGGUGGAGAUCCGAACCAAGUAACGCUAAUUGGUCUAUCCGCCGGUGCUCAUUCGAUUGGACAUCAUAUUAUGCAUGAAACGAAGCCAAAGCAACUCUUCCACCGAGCCGUUCUUGAGUCCGGUGCCACUACUGCUCGUGCAAUUUAUCCACCCGAUAACCCCCUACAUAAACAGCAAUUCGAUGAGUUUCUCACAGAAGUCAAAUGCUCCGGGCUUGCUGAAAAUGCAAUACUACCUUGCCUACGAGGUAAACCCGCUCUUGACGUUGCGCGCGCCUCGGAAACGAUCUUCAAUCGCUAUGGCCCCUCCAAUCGAUGGGCCUUCCAACCCGUCAUUGACGGUGACAUAAUAAAGGACUCUCCUACCAAGAACUGGCAAUCUGGUAUCUGGAAUAAGGUACCCAUCCUGACAGGUUUCAACACAGACGAAGGCGCUCCUUUCACGCCUUCCGGCCUGUCAAAAUCUGAGGAAUUUUCCAACUUCUUCCGGACCCUAAUUCCCGCUAUGUACACGUCAGACAUCAACCUGCUUGACCGACUUUACCCCGACCCCCUCAAAGAUCCUAAAUCUCCUUACGUCGAAACCCGCCCGAUUAGAGUUGGCCCUCAGUACAAACGAGUUGCCGCUGCAUACGGACAAUUCGCUUACAUCUGCCCUGUUCGACAAACCGCGGAUCUAGCCUCCAAAGGCCAAACCGCGCCGGUUUACUUGUACCAUUGGGCGUUGAACAAAACAGUGCAGGGAGGCGCCAGCCAUGGCGACCAAGCGGAGUAUGAAAUAUUUAGCCCUGGCAUAAGACAAAUUUCCCCGGCGCAGGAGCAAAUAUCAGGCUUUCUUCAUGCGUAUUUUACUUCUUUCAUCACCAAGGGGGAUCCUAAUGCCAUCAAGGGCACGUUCGCAAACAGGCCGGCCUGGAACGCGUUCAAGGUUAGCACCCCAAAAAGCGUAAUGCUUUUUGGACAGGGAAAUGAUCAACGGGCGGGAGGAAAAGGGGUCGGUGUCCCGGCCCAAAUGACAGACAACAGGGCCUUCGAAACGGAAUGUAACUUCUGGUGGGAUCGAAGGCUUCUGACGGAAAAAUAA